Messenger RNA from Cajanus cajan (pigeon pea), 1169 nucleotides. Its product is annotated as putative 2-oxoglutarate-dependent dioxygenase AOP1. The record is from RefSeq and is a predicted model, not a curated record. Lineage: Eukaryota; Viridiplantae; Streptophyta; Magnoliopsida; Fabales; Fabaceae.
UAGCUAUAGGCUUGUUUGUAACCGACCAACUGGCUAUAUAUAUAUCCGAACUUUAAUGUGUGUAAUUAAGAACAAUUCGGAGAGAAUGGAAAGUAAGAGUGAGAUUGUGAUGAUUCCAUGUUUUGAUUUUUGCAAGGGUGGAGUGGCAUUAGAAGAAGGGGGUGAGGAGUGGAGGGAAAUGAGCAAGAAAGUGAUAGAAGCAUUAGAGAGUCACGGUUGUUUCCUCUUGACAUGUGAUGAGAUGAUCCCUAAGAAUGUGAGUGAAGAGUUCUUCAACCAAAUGGAAGCACUGUUUGAUUUGCCUGAAGAAACAAAGAAGAAGCACACGAGUUCAAAGCCUUAUAGCAGCUACAAUGGCAAGAGUCCUGUCAUUCCUCUCUGUGAAAGCUUUGGGAUCGAUGAAGUUCCUCUCUCAGAUGCUGCUGAGACAUUCACUAACCUCAUGUGGCCUCAAGGAAACCCAUCUUUCUGUGAGAUACUGAAGAUAAUGAGCUCAAAGAUGCUUGCACUAAGCUUUAUCAUUCUGAAAAUGAUUGUGGAGGGUUAUGGCCUUCCACAACAUUACAUUUGUGAUGUUGAAAACAUGAAGAGCUCUUGCAAUUCACGAUUGAUCAAGUACAAGGUUCCUGAAAGCAAUGAUGACUAUAAGACUGCCUUGUUAUCUCACACCGACAAAAAUAGCUUAACUCUUUUAUGCCAAAACGAAGUGCAAGGGCUUCAAGUGUUAUCCAAAAAUGACAAAUGGAUUGAAUUGGAGAUACCCCGACAUGGCUUUGUGGUCAUUGUUGGUGACAUACUAAAGGCAUGGAGCAAUGGGAGGCUUCAUGCAGUCACACAUAGAGUGGUGAUGAAUGGAGACAAAGAGAGAUACUCAUUUGGAGUUUUUGCAAAGCCAAAGGAAGAGAUGAUCAUUGAGGUGCCCUCUGAGUUAGUGGAAGAAAAACUUCAUCCCCUUCGUUAUCGUCCGUUCAAUUAUGGAGAGUAUUUAUACUACUUUGUUACAACUCUCCAAGAAAAUGCUCUUCAAGUGUUUGCUGGUCUUUGAGAGAGAUUUAUGAUACAAGCUCUUUGUAGAAGCAAGCCAAGCUAUCCAAGAUUGCAACAUAUAUCUACUCCUUUUAUGCAAAUAAUUAGACCGAUUUCUAUAUUAUUAUUAUUAUUAGUGGAGA